This is a messenger RNA of Exserohilum turcica Et28A, 1693 nucleotides long. Its product is annotated as glycosyltransferase family 31 protein. NCBI's taxonomy places the organism in Eukaryota, Fungi, Ascomycota, Dothideomycetes, Pleosporales, Pleosporaceae. The transcript has a single exon. Bases 4 to 1422 code for a protein of 472 amino acids. The record is from RefSeq and is a predicted model, not a curated record.
ACCAUGUCCGCCUUCCGGAAACACAUGCCGCGCACCACCCGCCUCAUCUCGACCAUCUUCGUCCUCUACGCCUUCGUCUGGCUCAAGGGAUGGCCGCGCACCUACGACGACGAGGAGCUGCCUGCCGCCCGCCGCCCGCACCAGCCCGGCGCCGCCUUCGGCCCUCACCCCGUCGUGCGCGACCAGCUCGUCGUCUCCAUCACCACCACGGCCAUCAAUGUCUACUCCAAGGCCGCGCCCCUCAUCCUCAACACCCAGCAGGCCGACCAUGAGAUGCUGCUGCUCUUCUCCGACCUGCAGGCCGAGAUAGGCUCCUGGCCCGUAUUCGAUGUCAUCUGGCGCCUCCCCUCGGACGUCAUCAUGAAAUCAGACGAACUGAACCGCUACCGCACACAGCUCGAAUACAGCCAGCGCAGCAUACCCUUGGAAUAUCUGCGAAAGCCGGACCCGGAGGACGAGCGCAAGGAAAUGCAGCUGCUUAACAAGUACAAGAUGCUGCAGACAAUGGCGGCCGCCUGGGACUACCGCCCCGGCCGUAGCUGGUACAUUUUCGCAGACGACGAGACGUACAUCCACAGGCCAAACCUGAUGGACUGGCUCAGCCAGCACGAUUCCGAAGCGAGGCACUUCUUUGCCAACCCCCCCACCGACCCCACUGCCCUCGUCCCCGACCCCUUUGCCGCCGGUGGCACCUCGUUCAUUUUGUCGCGCAAGGUUAUGAAGGAGCUGUUUGUCGACCGCAGGGACGCCAUCAAUAACUGGGCAACGCGCAUUUCGCACCAUGUGUCUGCAUUCGAUCUCGUCUCGACCAUGCUGAAAGAGGAGCUCGACCUUGACUUUGUCGCCGCCUGGCCCGGCAUUUCCGGCUUUGACCCCACCACGGUUACCUUCCACCCUUCGCUGUGGUGUGAGCCGAUCCUCAUGAUGCACCACGUUGCCCCAGACAUGCUCGGUGAUUUGUCCAAAUUGGAGAGAGAACAGGCGAGUGACAGGCCGUUGCACUAUGCGGAUCUGUGGGACCGCUUCUUUACCCCCGAAAAUCUAAAUUACACUCGAACCGACUGGGAUAACCUGUCGUCCGAACCGACAAACGGACGCUGGAACAUCUUGUUCGAAACAGAUCAAGUCCACAAGGACCGUGCCAAGUCAGGAGAACAGUCACCAGAGGCAUGUGAGCAGUCGUGCGAACAAAAUACAUACUGUGUGCAGUGGUCAUACUCGUCGAUUCCACAAAGAAACUGGAACGACAAUGCCGAAACCAAGUGCCAUCUUAGCAGCAGCAUACGUUUUGGUUUGCAUGUCAGGCCCAAGGAUAUGCCGACACAUGGACCCAAGGCUACACUAAGUUGGCAGAGCGGGUGGAAAAAGGCCAGAUUCCACCGCUGGGCAAGACAGCAGCAAUGCCAUGAACAGCACCAAUAGGUUGGCCGUCUACAGCACUUUGUUUGCAGCGUUUUUAGCGUUUUGCUUUGUUCCUUUUCCUUUUGCGUAAUCCCUUAAAACUUUUCUUGAACUUUGUUUGCUUACGCCAAUCCCCUCCCCCUAUUGGAUCAUUAAAAAAUGGGAGCUGGCCGUAAGAGCAUAAAACAAUCCGUUGAUUAGCCACUGUGUCGCAAGUUGAGCGGAAGGCAGUCGAGCAAAAGCGGAGCCUGAUAAAACCAUAUACCCCAAAUGCAUACUCUGCAAUCAUAAA